AUGACCAUAAUACCACGCAACCAACCACUCCUACUAACAAAUACGAUCAGAACGCGAACAGGAGAAUGCACAAACAGUAAAAGACUUUCCGAUGGUAUCUCACCAUCGGAUCCAGCGCGAUGGCCAAAGCGGAUGCAACUCCUGUAUUCAAAAAAAGUCAGCGAGGAACUGAGCAUCCUUAGAGAGAAGGAAAAGAAGAGAAGAGAACAAGAAUGGCCUCCUGAGCCUCCAAAGUGGCUCAAGUUCGUGGGAGGAAUUGGCUAUAUAUGUAUUGGAUUCAGGUUGAUUGGAUGGUUCCAGAAGGUAGAUUGGGAGAAGAAGAGCCGGGAAGAGGAAGAAGAAGAGGAAGAAGAAGACUAAGAAGAAGACGAAGAAGAAGACGAAGAUGAAGAUGAAGAAAACGAGGAAGAUGAUGAAGAAGAUUGAUAAAAAGCCGACUAUCUGAGACUAGCUUUUGAGAGGACAAACUGUCACAAACAAGAAAUAUAGUGUUGGUGGAAGAUAUCAUCCACUCAGGUAGACAGCCUCGACCUUCCGUAAAACACG
Molecule: messenger RNA, 546 nt
Organism: Aureobasidium pullulans EXF-150
Lineage: Eukaryota; Fungi; Ascomycota; Dothideomycetes; Dothideales; Saccotheciaceae
Exons: 2
Coding region: 1-360 (119 amino acids)
Source: RefSeq, a predicted model, not a curated record